AUGUUCAGCCCCGCCGAUCUGGGCGAUCAGCAUUUCCAUGUGCCCGGGUACGCGGAAUGGGUAGCGAGUCACGUGGGUCCCGUGAAGAGCAACCCAACCAUGCAGAUGUUCGUGAAGUACCUCACCCGACGCACCCAGACUGUGGUGAACAAGAUGGAGGCAGCUGGAGGGUACGUGGAACCAAGCGAGAGCUCUCACAUGGAGACAUGGAGCAAGAAGCAAGGCAAGAUGGACGACCUCUUCGAAGAGAAGAUCGAGAGGGGCGACUUCGAUCCAUGGACGAAGGUGGUGGUAGGGACACCAACACAAGAGGUCCAGAAGUUGCAGGAAGAGUCAGCCAUGAUGCAAGCUCGCACGCGCUUCCUCGAAUGUCAGCCCUUUCCUUUCCCGAAAUCGAUCUUCCAGCUCUUCAACUCGGCCAUGGGCAUGGUUUGCGCCUUCUCCACCAUUUCCUUGGCGGCGGUCUUGCUGGUCAGCUUCUCGAGGUUCUCUUUGAGAGUUGGCUCGGGCUUGCUUCCUGCUGCGCUCAUUGCUUGGGGCGAGGUCCGCGCCACCGACCUCCUUGCCUUGGGCCUUCUUUUCUAUCCCUUCAGUAUUCACGAAGACGCCUCCUCUGGGCUCGGAGCGCACGCUGAAGACGUCGUUGCGAAUCUGCCUCAAUGA
Molecule: messenger RNA, 663 nt
Organism: Durusdinium trenchii
Lineage: Eukaryota; Dinophyceae; Suessiales; Symbiodiniaceae
Source: the annotation of a GenBank genome assembly